UAGCAGAAAUUGUGAAAAUUUGUACGUGAAAAGAUCAAAAUUAUCGCCGAGGUUGACGAAGUCGCAAAAGGAGCAAAUAUUUUUGGUAAUUUGUGGCGUGAAAAUAGUUAAAAAUUGUGUGGAAAUCUUCAUUGAACAAUGUUUGAGAUACUGGACAUUAAGAAAGAAAUGAAUUAAUGUGUGCUGAAGCUUAAAAAAUGUGAAAAUAAAAUUAUGAAUGUUGGGAGUACAUAGAGAAAAUAGUCACAAGCAAUUAUAAUAGAAAGAGGGGCGAACAAGCUGGAAUGCAAAGUGCAGCAGAGGCAGAGCGUACGCCAGCGGAGCCCCAAACCCCAACCUCAAAAUUAUACGAGUAGAGAUUACUUGGUCGGUCGGUUAAUGUGUUGCGAAAAAGUCGAAUAAUUGCGAGGAGUGGCGGCGCCCGCUACGAAUAGAUGAGCUAGUUACGCGCAAAACGCACAAAGCCGAAGGACAGAAUGUCUGUAACAAUUCUCCAAAUGGAAUAAUCAUACAAAAUAUUUAUUUAUUUAUUUAUGAAGAACACGAAAUAGAAACAAAAUGUAAUUUGUGCUACGAUGAAAUUUGAUAAAGUAUUCGAUUUUCUGUUUGUGAAGGAAAAAGAAAAAGUAGUGGACAACGCACUACAAAAAAUAGAUCUAGCAGAAGUUGGAUACGAUCAAAAUUACGGAGCAUAAAACGAAAGGAACGAACGUUAUAGCAGAAGCAAAGACAUUUGGAGACGAAAUAACAGAAAAAUACUAAAAAGAAACAAACAAAAAGCACCAAAAAAGGUGGCACAAUGCAGUGAAGUAUGAUAGAAGAAAUACGAUAAAGUAAAAUUGUGAGGAAAAGCAGUGAUGUGCAAUAAAGGUGCUGGCGUAGUAAUCGAAGCGAAAGGUAGUGAAAUGUUUUUUUCCCCAUUGCAUUGUGCGUGCUUGCAGUGAAAGAAAGAAAACAGAUAAAGCAGAUAUGUUAAUUAAAUCGAACAAAGUCAACAAUUAAUGGCACUUUAAAACAGCUAAAAUACAUAAUAGCAAAAGAGGAAAAGUCCACAACAAAAUCAAUACUUUAACACAGUUUGAAAAGAAAACCAAGCGUGCUACAGAAAAUCAAUUUUCGUGUUUACUUUAUUACAGCUAUUGCGAAACCAUUGCACAUGUUUAAUGUCCCAUUAUAAGAGCAUAUAAAAAAACAUAUACAAUUUACGAAAGCGUAAUAUUGCAUUAACAAAAUUUAAAACUGUUGUGUGCGGAUCGUAAAACAAGAUCGUUGCAUUGGGAAGUCGGAUUAUAAUUCAGUUCUCGGUACAAUUCAAUUAAAAAAUCUGCAUAAUACAUACAUCAUCAGCUUCUUGGCGUGGCAGACAUACUCGUUCUGCCUUUGAUUGACUGGCAGACAGUCUGAUUGGCAAGCAGACGGUCCAACAAAUUUAUUACAAAAUUGGGCAGUGACCAAUACGAUUUGCCAGCCAAACCGACGUUCAUAUAACCACAGACGAGACAAUUUAGAUAUAAAAACCUAAAACGUAAAAACAUUCAAAAUGACUUCACUGGACGUGCGUAACAAUUCGGCGGUAAUGAAACGAGCCGAACAACUAAAACGCUGGGAGGAAUCGGACACAAAUCGCCAACCUCCAACGCCACGUCCCGAGCGCGGACGUAAAAUCAAAUUCUCCUCUGGCUGUGUCUUUUUAGCCGCAUGCAUGUCCGGUGAUAAGGAGGAAGUGCUAAAGUUGCUUGAAAAUGGUGCCGAUAUUAAUACAGCUAACGUUGAUGGAUUAACUGCCUUACAUCAGGCUUGCAUUGAUGAUAAUUUAGAAAUUGUUGAAUUUCUAAUCGAACAUGGCGCUGAUAUAAACAGACAAGAUAACGAAGGUUGGACGCCGCUACACGCCACAGCCUCAUGCGGCUUUGUGAGCAUAGCCCGCUAUUUGGUGGAGCAUGACGCCGAUCCGGCCGCUGUAAAUAGCGACGGUGACUUGGCCGUGGACUUGGCUGUCGAUAUACAACAUUUGCCGAUGAUGGAUUUCAUGCAAAAGGUGAUGACUGAACACAAUAUCGACUGUGAGAAGGCGCGACAGGCGGAGGAGCAGCUAAUGUUGAGUGAUGCCAAAAAAUGGUUGCGCAGUGAUGCGUCCGAAGUGGAUCGGCCGCAUCCAAAAACUGGUGCCACAGCGUUGCAUGUUGCAGCCGCAAAGGGUUAUACUAAGGUUAUAAGUUUACUACUCGCCGGACGUGCUAAUGUCGAUAAACAGGACAAUGACGGCUGGACGCCGUUGCAUGCUGCAUCACAUUGGGGCCAAAAGGAGGCAGCCGAGAUGCUCGUCAAUGCUAUGGCCGAUAUGGACGUGCGCAAUUAUGCCGGUCAGACGUGCAUCGAUGUGGCCGAUCGGAAAAUGGCUAAAUUCUUGGAGGAGCUGCGUAGCACCAGCAACAAACGUGUCAAACGUCGUCCUUCUAGUCAAAUCAGAAUCUCAGAUAAAAUUGAAAAUCACAUUGACAAUACACCAACUAAAAUUAUACGAGUGGAAGUGAAGUCGGAUCAGUCGAAGGAUCAGGCAAAUGCUUCCAUAUCUGAUAUUGAACUGCCAAUGAUCGAUAGUAGUGAUCAACUGGAUCAAGCCCAUAAUCUAGCGCGUAUAGCUGAAUAUGAUGAAACCGAUUCUGAACUCACCGACUCAACAGAGAGCUCACAUUCGACCAGCCUAUCCGAACCUGAAGAUGAAAAAUCUAAACAACCGACUGAUUCAUCCACAGACAACCAACCUGUUGAAGAAGAGGCGCCUUGGCGACGCAAUAGUUUGGCACGUGUGCGCACACAAAAUGAAAGUCCAACGAAAAAUCAAGUUCCUGAAAAAGAAGUUAGUAAAACUAACAGCACCACAGAGCCAUCAGAUGUUAUUUUGAGGCGCACACAGAGCUUCGAACACGAUGAGAAAUUCUAUCAAAAAUAUCACGAGCUGCGCGCACGCAUAAAAGCCAAUUCAUGUCCCAUACUGCCGGCCACACAACUCAAUAGUAACAACAGUAGUAACAGUAAUAGCCGCAAUAACAAUAGCAACAGUAGCAAUAGCAAUAGCAAUAACAACAUCAACAAUAAUAGCAAUAACAGUAACAAUAUAAAUAACAGUAAAAGUAACAACACCAAUAUUAUCAAUAAUCCCACAAGCGCAUUAGGCAACGUUUACACGCCCAUUCCAAAUUAUUCGGUACAAAGAUCGGCUUCACUCAAAGAUCAUAGAAAUUACAGCAAUUCGACAAAUACGUCGACCACAUCAAUAACGGCGGCAUACACCACCAGCAGCACGCCAUCAACAGCUGAUUCGACUGCGUCCAUAACGACAAGCACCACCACCACCACUUCAUCGACAGCUGCAACUACGACACCGAUUCGCAGCACACCUACUAGUUCGGCAAAUGCUGCUGACAAAGGUGCCACAAGUGCUGCCAGCACCAGCACUACCAACAAUAAUAAAAAUAAUCAAAACAAUAAUAAUAAUAAAAUCAGCAAUACGAUCACAAAUUCAAACACUGCCAAUAAUAACAAUGAUAACGGUAAUAAUAAGAUUGAUAAUGACCCUAAACAGUCAUCGUCAUCGUCAUCAUCAACUUUGUCCGGUCCGUCUACUUCCCCCGAUGCAGCUGCGCCAACCACUACUACAAAGCAGAAAAUGUCGGCAGGCACAAUUUUCAAAAAUUUCUUCAAAUCCUUUGUGCCACCGGUGCGUGACGAGGAAAGCGAAACACAACGUAAGGCACACGCUAAGCGCGUACGUGAGACGCGUCGCUCUACACAAGGUGUAACGUUGGACGAAAUUAAGAGUGCCGAAGAGUUGGUUAAGAAGAAAAAUUCAACCAUGAAUAACAACAAUAACAGCAGCAGCAACGAAACGCAAGUAGCUACAGCAACAGCAGAAAAUCCAUCAACAUCACAGCAGCAAGAAGUGGAGCCGCUGACGCAACCGCCAAUAAUAGCGACAGAAACAGAGGCUAGUCCACAAUCGCCGCCUCGAACAGACGAAAAUGAAGCACCAAUCGUUCUCAGCCCCACCACCAAUGCCGCAAAAUGCGCCCGAGACAAGGAGGAUGAUGAUAAGGAGGCACCAGAGGAUGCCGAAAAGGAUGAAUGCGCUGUGGACAAUGAUGGCGAAGAUGUUUCUGCCUCAUUCACAAUCGUUGCACCAACCCGAAAGAUCGUCACACCAACAGAAGAUGCAACGACUGAUGAAAACACCGACGAUAAUGACGAAGAAGUUAGCGCCUCGUACACACUGACCCCGCGACAUUCGUUUAUCGGCAGCGCAGUGCCCAAUGAAGCGGUGGAAACGACGAUAGUGGUCACUCCACCGGAGAUGACUAUCAAUGAAAGCGCGGUCGCUGAGGAGGUAACGGUCAGGAAAAAACAAGUUGCGAAAGAAACCGAAAACGAUGACGAGAAUGCGGAAGAGGACGAGGACGACGAUGAAGAUGAGAGCAGGGAUGACGACGAAGAAGCGAACGAGAAUGAAGCCGAGGCUGCAAGCAAACGUGAAUCGUUAAAACAGAGCGCUGCAGAAAAAAGUGCAGAAACGCUGCAAGUUGCAGCUGCCGAUGUGGAGGCGGAAGAUGCCGAUGAAGAGCAGAACGAAAACGCAGAUGAAGAGGUGCAAGGUGACACGGAGGAUGACUCAGAUGAAAGUGAAACUAUUGAAGUCCACAAUUUACAAAAUGCAAAUGAAAAGACUGAACGCCCUGUGCCGAAACAGAUUGAGCCCAGUGAGAAUUCCACUACCAAAUCCCCCGUCUUAACCACCAGCACAACUUCCAACGAACGUUCCCGCUUAAGCACACUAACACCAUUGCCACUAGCAGUGACUACUGUGGGCGCUUCCGCAAGCAAAUCCUCAGUGCAUCCGACUAGUGCAGUUACUACACCGAUUACGCCAACGUCGUCGUCGUCGUCGUCGCCACCGCCACCUACACUCGAAAGCCCUGUGCGCUUGCGUGAAAAACGAAUACCCCCCUAUGAAACUGACAGCAACAAUGCCUUAACGCUUGUCGAGCGGCUGCGUUACGAAGCGAGUAAAUAUAGUGGGGCUGGUGGUGAUGAACUAGUGGCUGUAAGCAAAACACGCUCGCUACCACCAACGUUACAAGGCGGUGGCGUCGGCGGCGGCGGCGGUGGGACUGAAGAUGGCGCUGGCGGUGGCAUUAACGCUUGCAUUGACAAUAAUGAGCCAGCGCUGGCGCCAACAACAACUUACAGCAAAAUAUUUGGUGGCAGUCGGCGCAGCUUAGAUUCGACUUCACUGCCACUACAAAGCCAUGGCAGCCUGGCAACGGAACAAGCGAAUAUCAGUGCUUUUGGUAGUAUUAGUAGUUGUAGUAGUAUUAGCGGUACGGCGACAGCAACGUCGGCGGCGUCGGGCAGCCAUGCUAGUAGUACGACGGCAGCGGCGUCAUCGUUGUCCUCCUCCUCCUCCUCGAAUACGAUGGCUGAGCGGCGUCCAUCUUGGCGUUUGAAAUUCGAUGCUGGCUGUAAGUUCAAAUUGGAAGAUGCAUCGAGUGGGAAUACAUUUCCGCCAAAUAACAGCACCAUUAUACCGAGUGCGCCAGCUGUUAUUGCCGCCGCCAAUCUAUCGUCAACCAUAUCACAACGUCGUAUCAAUAGCAAUUCAUUGAAUUCCUCGAAUCAAUCGCUGAAUUCAAUUGGACGACCCGUUUCUGCACCGGUUAAUGCCAGCACAUCCUCCACUUUGCUCAGCAACGAUGCUCAGAGCGAAGGUGUUGGCAUUUACGGUCGAAGACUCACUUCCGGAAAUGCAAAUACUUACAGUAGCAGCGGCAGCAGCACUGCUACUGCAACGGCGGCGGCGACCACAUCCACAACCACAGCCAACGUUACGGCUUCUACGGCUACUGUGGCGUCUAAAGCCAAUGAGGAUAAAGAUAACGACAAAGAAAACGAUAAUCGCAAUUUGGCUGCAUCUGCUAUACAGCGAAGAAGAAAACCAAAACGAAGAUCCACCGGCGUUGUACAUAUCGAUAUGGAUGAUCUCGAUCCAGAACGACAAGAUUCGGCCAACGAUACGGAAGAGAAAGAUAAGGAUAAAGAGAGUGGCGGUGAACGUGCCGCUUCGCGUUCACGUUUAGGCAGUACCACCACCUCCAGCUCGAACUCCGCGACAGAUGAAAAUAAAGCACGUGAUAAGUCAGAGAAUGGCGAAGCCAUCGACUACAAGGCUCUAUGGGAGGCUGCAAAAUUGGAGAACGACAAACUAAAACAGCAAUUAAAGAAGAAGGAUGAAGAAAUCGUACAAAGUAGAGCAACACUCGAAAGAAUUACAAACGCAACAACUAAAAACUCACUCUCAGAGCUCGAAAAACGCGAAAGGAGAGCAAUGGAACGCAAACUUUCCGAAAUGGAAGAAGAGUUAAAGCUAUUGCAGAAGCUUAAGACUGAGAAUGAGCGUUUGCGUGCGGAGAAUCGUGCUCUCACGCGUGUCGUAUCCAAGUUGACCUCCUCAGCUCAGAGUCAACUAGCUAAAAAAUCAAAAUAAUUUUAAAAUUAAAAUGAAAUCAAAUCAAAAAUAAUACUUACUUAAACUAAGGAAAUUAGUAAAUGAAAAAUUAUUAAUAUAUAUACAUAAUUCAUAUGCGCAUAUACACACGUACAUACAUACUAUUGUUAAAGAUAAGUGUUUAGAAGAACAAAAAAAAAAGAGACUACAUAAAAGCAAGUGUUUCGAGAGACGGCGUAUAACUGGUGCCGAGUAAUGCUUACAGUAUUUAAGCUCGUAUUGAACUGGAUAAUUUUUGUGCUGCAAAGAAAAUGACGCUGGUAGAAAGAAGCUUCCUAAGAGAGCUUUUAGUGGGAGCUGUGUAGUAUAAACUAUACUACAUACAAAUAAAUGAAUGAACACUUGUGUUGAGAUGCUGAAGUUUUGGAAAAAUUGCCACUUCUUGGCUCUGAAAUGUUUGUAAAAUAUUCCAAUUGUUCGAUCGGUUCUAUCAGCACAGGCAGCAAACAUAUCAGCAAUGAUUACACUGGAAAUUUAUAAACUGUUAUUGCACAAUUCCACAAUGGAUAUCAAAUGGAUUAGGAGCAUAAAAAAAAAGUUUGGUGUUAAUAAGCUUGUAUGCCUCUUGCCAAGCUACAGCGUACGCGCGCUGACUUUGAAAACCGUCGGAAGGAUUACGCAGCUUUCAUUGCUCUACCAAUAUACAUACAUACACAUAGAUUUAUGUAUUUAAAAGUACAUUUAAUAUUGCUUGCAUAUCGUAACUGCACAAUAAUCGAAUAAAAAAUAUCCUAAAACU
Messenger RNA from Rhagoletis zephyria (snowberry fruit fly), 7298 nucleotides. It is a transcript of the gene Mbs, whose product is annotated as Myosin binding subunit. Gene Ontology annotation, cellular component: cytoplasm. NCBI's taxonomy places the organism in Eukaryota, Metazoa, Arthropoda, Insecta, Diptera, Tephritidae. The record is from RefSeq and is a predicted model, not a curated record. Gene Ontology annotation, molecular function: phosphatase regulator activity; enzyme inhibitor activity; protein kinase binding.